Cotesia glomerata is the source of this 669-nucleotide messenger RNA. Its product is annotated as zinc finger CCHC domain-containing protein 10. Bases 102 to 587 code for a protein of 161 amino acids. Lineage: Eukaryota; Metazoa; Arthropoda; Insecta; Hymenoptera; Braconidae. Gene Ontology annotation, molecular function: nucleic acid binding; zinc ion binding. The record is from RefSeq and is a predicted model, not a curated record. The transcript has 3 exons.
UUACGUUUUAUUGUAAUUGCAUGCGGUACCGCCGCAAUAAAUUUGCAUUGUAACUUUUCAAAACUUUUUAAUCUGUUGACUAUAAAUAACCGCGGUCUGAAAUGAGUGCCAAUGGGUUGAAGUUGAUUAAAAAACCGAAUCCUUACCCACAAGGUAUGAGAUGUCAAAAAUGUCUAGAAAUGGGUCACUGGAGUUAUGAAUGCAAAGGAAAACGAAAAUAUCUCCAUCGGUCUUCGAGGACAGUACAAUUAAAAAAAGCUUUGAAACAAAAAGAACUUGAACAAGAAAAUAAAACUUUAAGCUCAAAGUCAGAAGAAGGUAAAGAGAACGAGAAAAUUGUAGAGAUUACAAAGAAGAAGAAAAAUAAGAAGAAGAAAGAAGAAUCAAGUAGCUCAAGCAGCUCAGACUCAAGCAGCAGCGAUAGUGAAAGUAGUUCCUCGGAGUCUUCGUCCAGUGACUCUAGCAGCAGUUCCAGCUCCAGCAGUAGCUCCAGUAGCAGCAAUAGUUCUAGUAGCAGUAGCAGCAGUAGUAGCAGUUCCAGUAGCAACGACUCAAGUAGCAAGAAGAAACGACGAAAAAAGAAAUAAAUAAAUUAAGCUCAAUUUAUUUUUUUUAAAUGUAUUAUUAUCGAUAAUGAGUAUUUUCAAUAUAACUUUAUCGUACUGUAAA